AUGGUGUUUGACAAGGAGGAAAGUAAGUGCCUUAUUUGAUUAUGUCUACAUUUAAGCAACUAAUUCUCGAACGAUCGGUCUACGAUUCACAGACUUGUAUUUCCUUGUCCGUUUGUGUCACUGACAUAUAGGCCUAAUAAGGAAUGUAGCCUAUGUGAUAUGAAUUUACAAUCUGAAGGCUUUUGGGAUGCAGCAAGGGCAAAUGCCACGUCUCAUUGGUCAUUGGGACUGGAUUAAAGGGCUAUAGACAACUUUUUCCACCACAAACUCACUAAAUCAGUUAUUUUUAAUGUUAAUUCAUAUUGAAAUUAUUGGGUUAAAAACAGUAUCAGUCGGGCCAUAUAGCAUCUGAAAGGGUCCCAUUCAUAACAGGCUCUGAAGUCAGAAUGUUUAGGACCAAAAUAUGAUUUAGACAUGACCUAGAGAUAAUGAUAGUCCUGUGAUAACCAUAUGAAGUUACCGUAGCCAAAGGUAAUUUUGGAACGAGUGACAAUAUUCCUUGGUCAUGUAACUGGGUUAGGGAUAGCUGUACUGUAGCCUACAUCCAAAUAUAUCUGAACUCCGCAUCUAUCUGUCUGUAGGUGUCUCCCUUGUGCCUCUCCAGUCCAAAGGGAAGCCGAGGGUCUGCGCCGGGUGCAACCGGAGGAUCAUGGACCGCUUUAUGCUCGAGGCUCUGGACAGGUACUGGCAUGAGGACUGUCUGAAGUGUGCCUGCUGUGACUGUCGCCUAGGUGACGUGGGCUCCACCCUAUACACCAGAGCCAACCUCAUCCUCUGUCACAAGGACUACCUGAGGUAAGGACUCUCAAACCAGGGCUGUGUUCAUUAGGCACCACAUGGAAGAAAACGGACUGAAACAGGGAGGGACUAUAUGAACUUUGCCAAUAUGAAAUGCUCAUUUUCGUUUUCCAUUGCAAAAUGUUUUUAAACAUUGGGUACUCUAAUGAACACGACCCCUUGUGCCUCUCUAAUCUAGCCUCCACUCCUCUGUGUUUGUAGGGAUGGGUGUAAGCAAUAUGGUGUUGUCUCAACCUAGACUUCCAAUUGAUUGAACUAUUGCCAUGUUGCUUAAACCGAUCUGAUUAUUUAGGAUUAUAUAAGGCAAAUGACCUCAGCUAGGUGAAUGGGACAGGCCAGGCAAAAAUAACAGCAUCUCCAUGUUUUGGUUAGCAGAUAAAAUAUAGAUCAGUGUUUGAGGAGCACAAAUAUUAAUACAACUAUAGUGACAGACCUGGAAAUGAAUCAUUAUGGCAUAUGAAGUUUCAUUCCAAAACGCUAUAUACCCAUUUUCAUAAAUGUUGGUAAAUUGGCUUUUGUUUUACAGAAAUUAUUAUUUUUUCACAAUUGAAUCAUGGCAUGGGGUUGUUCAAUGAAAGAUAUGUAUUUGUUUAAAAUCUAUUACUUGAUGGUUUCAUUUCAGAGAGACAAAUGUUUUUUUUGCAAAAUGCUAUAUAUCCACCUCACUCUCAGAUAAAUAAUUAGCACUGCUAAGUUUUACAGUCAAAUGCAACAAAUAACAUUUAUAAUAAAGAAAUGUACAAAUGAGAACACAUUGUGACGUCAAUAUAUAAAAAAAGUUUCAAUACAGUAAUAUGAGAUCUGUAUGUGAAACUUUUACAUUAUUCAUUUAGCAUAUGCACUUAUCCAGAGCGACUUGCAGUAAGUGCAUUCAUCUUAAGAUGGCUAGGUGCAACAACCACAUAUCACAGUCAAAUAUACAGGAUACGAACAUUCCAUUCCAGCUAAACAAUAUAGUGUUUUGCUAAAAAAAGUAUACUUUUCAUACAUCUAAACUCUAUGAAUGAAACAUCUAAGAAUAGUAAUAUUUUACACACAUGAAGGUACCCAUAAUCAAUGAUGGGGGGGGAAAAAGACAAAUGUGAAAAAUUGGUGAAUAUCACAUUUUGGAAAUAAGCUCUUCAUAUACAUCAACACACACAAAACCCUCAGGACUAUUCUAGGGUUGCUGUUAUAGAAACCCUGCGAAUAUAUUUAGCCCAAUACCAGUCAUUCAACUCAAGUGCAAGUCUCAUGUGUAAGAUCCAGCUGGAUUUGGUUGAAGCUAAGUCUCUCAUUAGCUGCAUUGCUUUUAGAGGGGGAAAACCAGUUUGACAGUUAAAUUGCCUCCUGUUUUCCUCGUCAUCACGACGAUCAGGCAGAAAGCCUUUGAAGGCCGGGAUUAAAACCAUGUGAUUUAUUUUAAUUGGACCAUUAGUGGAGAAUUAGCAUUGAGGCCCAUACCCUUGUUAAGGAGAAACACCAGGUGCAUACCAAGACCUCAUUAGCAUUGCCUUGGUUAGGCUUCAUUAGGCCUGCUUGCUUUUAGUCUCUUGUUUGCCGCUGGUCUAUGGCACUAUCAUGUCUUGUGAGACCUGAGACUUGACAUUCUGAUGCAGCUCUGUGUAGAUCCUAUGAGGGACUGCCCACUCCAACCCAUGGAUGUGGUUGUUCUCAAGGCUGCCUUCCACCACUGCAGAUUUCACCCUAUGCUACUUUUUUUUAACGUAUGAAUAAAAUAAUACGUUAACUAGGACUUAACGUAUUAUCAAAGCAGUCGGCUACCUGAGUCGUCUUCAGUUGGCGCGUAACGUAAGAAAACAGUCAAACGGAGUGAAAAGAAGAGAUAGUAUCUGCACUUGUCCAAUAAGAAACGCAAGUUUGUUUCCAAAUGAAGACAACCCACAUCAUUGCCGCUCUCUCUCUCCACCUCCAGGCUCUUUGGGGUGACUGGGAACUGUGCAGCCUGCAGUAAAGUGAUCCCGGCCUUUGAGAUGGUGAUGAGAGCCAAGGAGAAUGUCUACCACUUGGACUGCUUCGCCUGCCAGCUCUGCAGCCAGAGGUGAGAUGAGGGGAGCCUCAGGGCUAUGUUCAUUAGGGCACACAUUUUUUUUAACGUUUUGCAAUGGAAAACAAUGUGCAUUUCUUAAUUGGACAAGUCCAAGUACUCCCUCCCAGUUUCAUUCUGUUUUCUUCUGUUUGGUGCCUAAUGAAUGCACCCCAAGUUCACGCCACAUAUCUCCACAUACUGUGUAUGCCUUGAAAGCAGGCAUCAAGUGACCCUGAAAGGAAAAUAAUUAUGAUAGAUCCCGUAAACAGCUUGUUUAUGUUAGUAACAACAUACAUGUUGAGUAUCUGUUUGACUGCCUGGUGCUUUUGGAAAACGUUUAACCUAAAAGGGGGACUUAAAAGUGACGGCCUCUUUCUGAGUGUUUGAGGUGGCGUGAGCGUCAGACAAAACGGCGCAAACAACCAUCUAAGAGUUUGGGCAUAAAGCAAAUACCAAACAAUCAAAAUGUAUGAAUGCUUUAAGAUGCUGUCAUAACUCUCUGGAACAAGGUCAAACGUUGUUUUGAGCCCUAAUUUAGCCUGUCAUUAUGAGGUACUGUACAUGGUGCAGUAGGUAGCCUAGCGGUUAAGAGCAUUGGGCCAGUAACCAAAAGGUUGCUGGUUUGAAUCCCUGUGCUGGCAAGGUGGAGCAAGGCAGUUCUGCCCUUGAGCGAGGCAGUUAACCCCCAACAACAACUGCUCGCCGGACGUUGAUUUAAGGCAGCCUCCCCCGCACCUCUGCUUCAGAGGGGUUGGGUUAAAUGUGGAAGACACAUUUCGGUUGAAUGCAUUCAAUUGUGCAACUGACUUUCCCACAACGUGGCACUAGGCCUUCAUACUGUAUGGAAUGCUGCAUUUAACUAUGUCGGCUAUUCAUUUCCUUUACCCAAUGACUACUGCUUUUAAGGACUAGGGAAGUUUCAUUGGCCUUAAAUGAAGGCACUCAUUUGUGUGUGUGUCUUUGCAGAUUUUGUGUGGGCGACAAGUUUUUCCUGAAGAACAACAUGAUACUGUGCCAGCUGGACUACGAGGGGGGGCAUCAGAAUGGAAACUCUGAGAGGCAGGUUCUGUAG
Coregonus sp. 'balchen' is the source of this 3899-nucleotide messenger RNA. Lineage: Eukaryota; Metazoa; Chordata; Actinopteri; Salmoniformes; Salmonidae. The record is from the annotation of a GenBank genome assembly.